Diaporthe batatas is the source of this 1763-nucleotide messenger RNA. RefSeq names its product thiamine diphosphokinase. The record is from RefSeq and is a predicted model, not a curated record. Gene Ontology annotation, biological process: thiamine diphosphate biosynthetic process; thiamine metabolic process. NCBI's taxonomy places the organism in Eukaryota, Fungi, Ascomycota, Sordariomycetes, Diaporthales, Diaporthaceae. The transcript is spliced from 3 exons. Gene Ontology annotation, molecular function: thiamine binding; ATP binding; thiamine diphosphokinase activity. Bases 275 to 1132 code for a protein of 285 amino acids.
GCGGCACAAUAGCGUCACCAAGAACUAUCACUUACCCCUUGCCUAGGCUGAAGUGACGCCGCCACAGCAACUUAGUCAUGAGCCCGACGGAUCGUCAACGUCGACUCAUUCAAACAAUCCCCACUAUAGAUAGAUAACCAACUGACCCCUCAUCUCGGGCCCAGAAUCCCCUCUCGCCACAGCCCAUCCCGCCCAGCGCCUACCCACCUGCCCUCCCUGCUGCAACAAUCACAUCCCGCCCGUGCAUUCAUGCACGAGACCCCCCGCACCAUCCAUGGCCGCCGACCCGAUAGAGUGGUACCCGGCCCGCAUCCUGCAGGAGGCCCGGGCCGAAGAAGGAGGGGAGGAGCAGCCUGGCAGUAGUCCUCCCAACCCGUUCGCCCUCAUCAUCCUCAACCAGCCGCUGCGGGACGUGGCCACGCUCAAGAAGCUAUGGAGGAACUCAUCCCUGCGCGUCGCGGCAGACGGCGGCGCAAACCGCCUCCUGGACGUGGUCGAGAGUGAGCAAGGUGACGGCGGGCUCUUCGACAAUCUAGACGCCAUAAUAGGCGACCUGGACUCGCUCACGCCCCAGGCGAGGCAGCACUUCACCACCACCACCACCACCGCCCACCCGGCAAAGGUGAUCCACGACCCGGAGCAGGACUCGACGGACUUUGGCAAGGCGGUCAGGUGGGUCCGGGCGUCCACCAACACCGCCGACACCACAGCCCCGCCGGUGGACAUCGUGGCCCUGGGCGGGCUGGGCGGCCGCGUCGACCAGGGCCUGAGCCAGCUGCACCACCUGUACCUGUUCCAGGGGUCGCCGUGCUACGCCGAGGGGAGGCUGUUCCUCGUCAGCGGGGAGUCGGUGACGUUCCUGCUGAAGGGCGGCAGCAGGACACACCGCAUCCACGUGCGGGAGAAGGGGCAGGAGGAGGGGGAUGUGGGUGUGUUUGACAAGUACGCCGGCGUCGUGCCCGUCGGGGGGCCGAGCGUCAUCACGCUCAGGGGGUUCGAGUGGGACGUCGAGGGGUGGGCGACCGAGUUUGGGGGCCGGAUGAGCACGAGCAACCACGUGCUGCCCGGCAGCGAGGUGGUCGAGGUCGAGACCACGCGGGAUGUGCUGUUUACGAUUGCGCUGAGGAGGUGAUGCGGCCGUCCUGUGGUGAAAGGGCUGGCCUGUUAGCCAUGGGGCCGAGGUGGUCUACGGUUCAGAUGCUCUCGGAGGGAGGGCGGAGACAGUGUCCCAGAGAGUUAAAGGGUCCUUUCAUUCCCCCAUAGAUAACGACGACGCCAAACAGCUCUUCACGCCCGCCCAAAACGCCAUGCUGAUGCAGGUCUCAAAACAAGAUACGACCAAGAUAAACCCCCCCCCCUCCACCCAGACCUCACCGCAGGAAGUGCAGGCACAGCCAGCAGAACAAGAAGAAGACCACCACGCCGGCCCAGAAGAUCCACCUGUCCUCCCGCGCGCGCCGCUCAAUCAUCCGGAUCGUGUCCCCGGACACGCCCAGCGUGUUGGCGACCGAGUACAGCCGCCGCUGCGUGCCCUUGAGCAUCUCGCGCUGCGCCCCGAGGUCCCCCAGCACCGCCUGGCCGCGCGCGAUGUACUCGUCCAGCGCCGAGUUGGUGCUGGCGAAGAAGUCCUGCUCCCGCAGCGCGUGGUCCUCACGGGUGACAUCGUUGCUGCCCAGCCCGUAUCCCCCACCCCCGCCGCCGGUGCUCGUGUUGCGCGCGUGACCUCCCCCUCCCCCUCCCCCGUACCCCCCGUACGAGCUGGA